AAAGACAAAGACAAAGACAAAAUAGAGACUUUUAAUUUCGAAAUUGAUGGAGAAAUUUUUGCCAAAUCGUUUAAAUCGGAUGUGAAACUUGAAGAUGUGCGAAAAAAGUUGGCAGAAAGACGAGAUAACUGGAAAGCAGAAAAAUUUCUGUUUAAUCAAGAUAAAAGACGAAUAUAUCAUGAGGAUGAAUCCGAUUAUACGUUAAAUAAACUUCGUAAAUCAAACAUAAUUUUUAUUGAGAAUCUAUUAAAGGAAAUUAAAGUUCAUGUUAACGGUGAAAAAUUAACGCUCUCACUAGACCCUGAAGAUAAAUUAAAUGAUAUUCGUACAAUACUUAUUGAAGAAGGUAAACUUGAAAAAGUAUUCAUUAAUGAUAUUAAUGAUGGAGUAAAUGAAAAUAAUAAAGAUUUCAAGUUCAGAUGGGAGAACGGAAAAUCCGUUAGCGAAUCUGAAGUUUAUAAUAACAGUUUGAAAGAAAUUUUAAUAAAUAAUAAUAAGUUGUACAUUGUCAUCCUACAAAAAGGCAAGGUCAUGAUUUACAGUGGUCACAGUGAGACUCCUAACAAACCACAUAGGCAUAAUUUAGAUAAAGGAAAAAGUCUUACUGAAAUUCGUGAAGAACUCGAAAAUACAUUGAUAGAACAAAGUCAUCUUUAUAUGUGUUCAAAUUGCUGUUUUCUAGACCAAGACAAAGCUCGUAUUUCUAAAUCCGAAGAAAAUAAUUUAAGACUAGGUGAAAUUUUAUCAAUUAAUGAAGAUGGUAAUGAUGUUCUAAAUAUUAUUCGUGAUACUUGUCAAAAACAUGAGCACGAUUUAAUCAAUCUGAUUGAUAAGUGCGGAUAUGGAUUUGUUAUUAAGAAUGGUUCGGUAGAACAGGCCGUACGUCGUGCAUUUAAAAUCGUAAAUACACCAAAAUAUCGAUUUUUAGAUGAUGGAUAUGAAGAAAACUCAUUCGAAUGUAAAAAUGAAUUUAGUGAUCUAUGUGAAAGAAAUUUUAUUACGUUUGGAAAUGUCAAUACCUCUAUCUUGCCGUGGGUUUCAGUUUUUUUUGGAGUUGAUUACAAAUCCUCACUUAAAAAAUUAAAAAAUCAUAGAAAUGCCAUGAAAUAUUCAUAUGUAAAGUUGAGGAAGGCGUAUAUAAACAUUGCAAAAAAUAACAUUACUGCAACUACUGAGUUUAUUGAUGAAGUUAAAAAAGCAUUAGAGGAAGAAACUCGGGAUAAAAAAGUAGAAAAACUUAAAAAAAUUGCAAAAGAUUACGGCUACUUUUAUGCAAGUUCUGUUUACUUUGGAGGUGUUAUCGUUGAAAGGCUAGAAGACGUAAAGCAUUCAGACAAAUACGAAAAAUCUAAAGAAUUGGAUAUAACAGCUAAUAGUAAGCUAAAAGUUGAAGCCAAUACUGGUGCUACCUUGAAAAGAACAAAAGGGAAAGAAAAAGUGAUAGAUACCACUAACUUUAAUCGCACUGUAAAGGGAGGAGACGAUUCUAAAUUUAAACCAGAAGACCGCUCCGAAUGGAUCAAUUCAAUUAAAAAUUCUGAGGAUUGGAAACUAAUUGAAUAUCACGAAAUCUACUCUAUUUUUAGCUUAUUAGAAGAAAAAUUGCAAAAAGACGUUAUAGAAGCUUUGGGAAAAAGAAUUUUGAAAGUGAAAGUCGAAUCUAUUCAAUUCUCAAGCAAAAAUAAUCAAUAUGUAUAUGAAUUAAGCAAUAAAUUAGAUUGUAUCCAUAAAAAUCGUAUAAAAGAUUGUCAUAUAUUCACUACAGUUUUGAAAAAAAACAAAGAUAGGCAUAUAUUUUCUUCAUGUGUAUCUUACGAUGGUCGUCCAGACAAACCAAAAAUCAUUAUUACUCGUGUUCCUAGUAAAAAAAAGCCUACCAUUGGAAAAGAAUUUGUUAUCCAAAUUGGAUGGAUGGUAAUAGGAUAUCCGACUGAUACUUUCGACUUCGAAUUAUCGCAUCAAGUUGUAAUAGAGAGUGAAAAGUACAAAUUAAAUGAUCAAUAUAUUGUUGAAAAUAUAUCCUAUCAAAAUAACUUGGAAUCCAUGAAUAAAUAUGCAUUAACUACAUGUGUUUUAGACCAUAUUGAAACAACAUCUUUACAAGAAGAAACAAAAUUUUUACAAGAAACACCUUCAUUGGAAUCUUCACAAGAGAUAACUUUUUUGCAUGAAGAGACAACUUCUUCACAAGAGACUUCAUUGAAAGAAGAGACAAUAUCUUCACAAGAGAUAACUUCUUUGCAUGAAGAGACAACUUCUUCACAAGAAGAACCUUCAACGCAAUCGUCAAAGAAUAAUAUAUAUGAUUCAAAAUUAGUAGUUGGGUCUCAUAUUUUCUAUCCAUCGGAUGCUGCGUGUUUAUUUGCUUAUUGUUCUGAAAUGUAUAAAACACGAUUAGACAGCAAUCAACAACCACUGCUUCGAUUCUUAAAAUUAUUUAUUUGCACUAUUUACAUUAAGCAAGAUUUCGCUGUCAAAGACUUUAAACAGAAAAAAGUCAAAUGGAAUAAUAAAAGUCCAACAAAAAAAUCAAGUGUCUGGCACUCGAAAAUAGAUAUGAAGAAUAUUAACAAGAGCCUGAUUGAUAAGGCUCUUAUCUUUAUAGAUAAAGCUUAUAAUAAGUGUCUAACGAAAAAAUCGACUAUCCAAUGCUCAAAAACAGAUAAAUAUAAUGUUAACAAGGAUCCUAUAUUUAUAAAUCAACUUUUUAGCGAUACAUAUCCUAAUAAUAGUGAUUGUCAUGGAAUAAUUAAUGUUUCUCCCGAACAUUUUCAGCUUAGAAUAUUAAAUAAUAAGUUUGCAACAAAAAAGCCUGAAAUUUCUUAUUUCCGUAUUCCUCAAGAAAUGAAUGUAUUUUACUCAUAG
This is a messenger RNA of Dentiscutata erythropus, 2865 nucleotides long. Lineage: Eukaryota; Fungi; Glomeromycota; Glomeromycetes; Diversisporales; Gigasporaceae. The record is from the annotation of a GenBank genome assembly.